CAGUUGCUUACUGAACUACAGCCAACUACAUGUGUCGCCGUAACUUUGAAGUAACAUUUAAUGAAUACAUCUUCAAUGAUUAGAUUAGUACCUAAUUCUUGUUCAACACAUAACGUACGUACAUUGUUAGAGUAUGUGAAUCUCGCAGAUAAAGUAAUUGUCCCGAACGGUCUAUUAUCAGAGUUCUCUCCAAUAAAUAAUGACCGCGGUGAUAAGGCUUCUGGCCAAUACUCGGCCACUAUGUACUUGCGCAUCGCACGCGAAUGUGGACAAACAGUGCUGGGGACACAGUGUUAAACUCUUGGAUGUACAGUGAUCUUUAAAAAGGGUUAAACAUGACUGUUAAGUGACUUUUAUAAGUGAGUGAAAAAUAGAAGGUCGGAAAACAUUGCAAAUGGCGACGGAGGAGGACAUCGACACUCUCAAACUAUAUUGGGAUCACUUCUUCAAAGCGGAGACUGGUACUUAUGAGAAAUCGACAUGGCUGGACUUGUUUCUAGCCGAGUUCCUGAUCCGCGUCAACGAGGGCGCCAACCCGAAGGAGCUGAUCAAGUUCUGUCCUGUGAGCGGGGUGGUGACGCUGGUGGGGUGCGAGCUGCUGUGCGGCAUCCACCGCGUGACGUCAUCCAUCAACACGCACUACUCCGUGCCGCUGCCCAUCCUCGACACGUCCACGCCGGCGCCCGCGCCCACGGCCGGUGGUGGCCAGCCACAUAAUGAGGGAAACGGUGAUAAUGCCAACACAGAACAAAAGCCAGACGAGCAGAAGGCAGGUCUCACAAGUUUAUUCACACGCACCAACACGCAGUCUUCCGAACAGAUACUCAGGAAGUACCUGCUGGGCGGCGUGGCCUGGAGGUGCCUCGUGCUGCUCAAAGCUCUGGGAGUUGAGGGCCUGUCGUGUUGCCGGCAGCUGAGCUCGGUGCUGAUCUGGUUGUUCGGCGAGCUGAGCGGCGCCACCACCAGCACCACCAGCUCCGGCAGCGAGGCGGUACUGUCCCCCGCCACGCCGCGCACUCCCAUACACCAGCUCUUCUCACAUAAAAUAUGGUCGAAACAGAAGCCGAUUGGCGGGCAAACGUCCAAAAUGCAGUCUGCGCCUGCUUCAGAGCGGGGCUCCGUUACUGGCAGAUCACGACACUCUGCACAGCCAAAGCUAGAUUCACUCGAACGAACGAAGAAAAGACUUUCGAAGCAAAUGGACCAAUCCUCCGAGUCGGGGGACUCCAACGACGACCUGCAGAUACUGAACCGCUCUCUAACCAUCAAAGUAGUCACCCCCAACGACGACUUCGAGUACUUCAACAGCACGCGCUCGUCCAACGAGUACCCCAACGAGUCCUACUACGACCCGUACUACACGCCGCGGAAACCCAAACCCAAGGCCGAGGACUACAUCAACGACAAACACAGGGAGAUCAUCAACCUGGAGAUCACCACAUUCCAAUUCACUUUAAUUAUAACAGACCUACUACAGGAGUUGUGUAAGGCAGAAAGUAGUCUGUCCGGGUCAGAAGGAUCACAGAUCUCAAUGCAGUGCAUUAACUUCUCCCUGCGGAACAUAUGUUCGCUACAGUUCAGCUCACUGCCGCAACCACAAGAUAAUGCGGUAGAAGUGUCCAGAAUAAAGGUGGCCCUCACAGAACUACUGAUGGUGUCACUGGACCAGGUGCUCAUCCACUCCGACCUCUGUGCCAAACUAAUCAACAACGGCAUCCUGCCGAUGUUGCUGCGGAUACUAGAAGACGUCAUCUCGAAAUGCAGACAAAAUAAACUCGAAUACCAGAAUCGUAAAGAGGAUAAGACUGAAUCUGACAAUUUGCUCAAGUUUGUGUUUGGGAUCGCGUACUCAAUAACCGCGUUCUUCCAUUGUUUACUGAUGCAGUGCCGCAGCGUGGACAAACUGCGCGAGUUCACGGAGCAGUUCAAGCUGUACGGGGAGUGCCUCAAGGGCGGGCUGCUGAAGGAGUGCAUCGAGCUGAUGAUCAGGAUCCCGGCCACGGGGGACGAGCCCGUGGUGCUGAUCAAGAAGCUGAUCGAGACGGUGGGCAAGCUGGUGGUGGGCAUGAAGCGCGUGCGCAGCGAGGUGCUGCACUCGGCGGCGUGCGCGCGCGCGCGCCACAAGGCGUGCCGCGCGCGCGUGGCCGCCGGCCUGCACCACCACCACGACGUGCUGGGCGACGCGGGGCCCGGCCUGCCGCCCGCCGCCUGCUGCCUGGCCGUGCUCGUGGCCACGCUCAGCGCGCUGCUCACCGACGACGAGGUGGCCGCGCGGCCCGCGCUGCGCACCAAGAUCCUCAAGGUCAUGCUCAACUGCGGCGUGUGCUGCUGCUUCUCGCCCGGCCUGCUGAUGGAGAGCAUCGUGCGCCUCAUGCUGACGCACGGCGGCGUGGCCCCGCUGUGUCUGCAGCUCCUGGAGCACACCGUGUACGGCGAGCUGGGCGCCAGCAUCCUGCUGCCCAAGGUCACGGACCAGCUGCCCUGCUCCAUCUGCGAGCCCUGCGACGACAGGAGGGAGGUGAGCAAGAAGCACUGCUCGCACGGCAUCAGCCCCAUCGACAGGAAGAGCGUGUGGUCGUUCCUGUACCACUACAACUCGCUGCUGCAGCUCGACAACCACAACAACGUGCUGCACGCCACCGUCAGCCAUCUGCUCAGGGUCACUCCCAAGUGCAGGAUGGAGAUGAAGUCAGAGCUGCUGUUUAGCGUGAUAUACCCCACGUUUAUAGUGGCCAAGCACAGGUACAUGAUACGGAUGGAAGAGUCCGCGUACUUCCUAACCGUGUCGUGUUUGAAUAUAUUCGCAAGUUUACUAAACACGGUGUCUUUCGCGGAACAAUUUAUCCAAAAAGGUGGACUCAGUUAUGUGCUGGAACUGGUCUCGCUCUCUGAAUUUUCCGACCAGUGCUGUUCCAUACUGGAGAUAGCGAUAAUCGUGGAAGUGUUCAAACUGAUGAAGGAGAACUCGGAGCUGUCGUACUUCCGGGAGAUGAGUUCGCUGGCGUCGGUGCAGAUGUUGUUCAAGUCGCUGACGGAGGUGACGGACAAGUGCUACAAGAUAUACCGGCUGAAGCUGCCGGAGGCGCAGUUCCGCGAGCUGUGCGACGUCAGCAAGGAGCGCGACAUGCUGGCGCUGGUGCAGCCCGCCGAGCCCCGCGCCGCCACGCUCACUGCGUCACCCCCCGCCCCUGGCACUGUAGAGGAGCACGUGGAGGGGCACGUGGACACGCUGAAGCACGCGUGCACGUUCUGGAAGACGUGCGCGGCGCUGUGCGCGCACAGCCCGGCCUUCCGCGAGCACGUGCUGGGGGAGCCCGCGCUGCUCGACAGCUACGCGCUGCUCAAGCUGCUGCUGCACGCCCUGUGCACCAGGACCACGCAGCCACAGGAGCUGCGUCUGCUCGUCCGCCUCGUCGAGGCACUGCUUACCAUGCAGCUCUCCCUCUCAGAUGUGACAUCAGGCCGUUCUAAAGAGGUGAGCUGUGCCUUGGUCCGGGCGGCGCUGGCGACGGGCGGCGCAGGCGAGGGCGGCGCGGGCGCGCUGGAGGGCGGCGGCGGGCUGCGCGCGCUGUGCGAGGCGCUCAUACGCGUCGCCGCCGCGCGCACGCAGCGCACGCAUGCCAUGCCGCGCCCGCAUCUCGCCAAGGUGCCGCCGCUGGAGUGCGCGUCGGGCGCCAGCUCCGCGGAGUGCUCCUCCAGCGAGGACAGCGUGGCCGGCCCCUACGCCAGCGAGCACAGCGAGCCCUACGCCUCCCGACCUGAUGAGGGGUACGAGGCUGAUGUGGAGGUGGGCAAGCUGGACGCGCCUCCGCUGUACCGGUCGAGGAAACUGUCCGGAUCCAUGGCCACCAUACCUUCAGGCAUCUCGUCUCCAGUGGGCGAGCUGAGCGCGGAAUGCGGCGAGUACACGAAGAGCGGCGAGCUCGCGCACCCCGAGCUGUGUGUCAUCGUCGUCGAUAUACUCACCCAGCUCAUACACAAACUGGUGCAGAGCCGUCAGUCGGGGUCGUGCGAGGAGGCGGCGUGGCGCGCCGGCGUGGGCGUGGCGCGCGCGUGGUGCGGGCGCGUGGGCGGCGCGCUGGCCCGCGCCCGCCCCGCGCACCCCGCGCUGCUGCGGAGGUUGCUGGCGCCCGCGCCCGCCAUGCUGCUGGCCGCCACCGACACACGACUCGAAGACUUGCAGCGCAGCAUCCUGGAGCUGAUCCACGUGCUGGCGUCGCAGAGCAUCGAGCCGGCGGAGCUGGCCGCCUUCCUGAAGCUGUUCACGGCGGAGCGGCCGCCGCUGGCGCUACUGCUGGGCGCGCUGCACCGCCUCGUCUCCACCGCCACAUACAACACGCCCGACUGCAUACUCACCUUCCCGGUCGACAGCGACAAUACUGACGGCAUCCAGUCCCUGGCCGAGGAGCUAAGUUACUUGGUAGUGAACACCACCACCUCACAGAGCCACCACGCGGAGAACUGCGCCAAGCGGUUCCACGAGUCACACAUCAGAGCUGGCGUGGUGUCCCCGUGGUCGUGCCACGCGGUGCGGUGCGGCGUGGAGGGCGCGGGCUGGGCGCCGUGGCUGGCCGGGUUCGCGCUCACCGUCUGGUUGCACGCGCAGCUGCACCACACGGACCAUACUGAGUGCCUGGACGAGCUGUCGGAGUCCGGUUCGGAAGCCGAGAGCAGCGCGAAGUCCCCGCGCGCGGAGGCGGGCAGCCAGCCCGCGCCGCUGUCGCACGUCCUGUCCGUCGGACACGAGUCGCUCAUGCUGGAGCUCUGGCUCGACACCGGGACAGGGUCGUUCACCUUCCGGCUGUCGCGUCCGGAGCCGGGUUCCAACCGCAUCGUGUCGGAGGCGCGCGUGGCGGCCGCCAUGCCGCCGCGCCACUGGACCUGCGUCGCGCUCAACGUCAAGGAACUCGUCUACAAGAGGCACAUCUACAUACAGGUGACGCUGUAUGUGAACGGAUACGAGUGUGAGACCGUAUCUCUUCCGGUGCAAGGUAUCCUGGUGCGCAAGGUGACGCCGACGUGCGUGCUGGUGGGGCACGCGGCGGCGCGCGGCGCGGGGGCGGGGGCCUACCACCUGGCGGGGCUGCGCCUCUACCGCGCGCCCGUGCUCACGGCCUACACGGCGCUGCAUCUCACCGCGCACGGACCCGACCAGUGCUGCCAGGUGAAAUGCGAGUCUCCCAACUACCCGUUGUUACUGACGCCGAACGUGCUAGACUCCAACAUUGACUGGGAUCAGGUGUUCGAGAUCUCGUCCGCGACGCUCCGCGAGCUGCACGAGCAACUCCUGCUGACGUUCUCGGCCAGCGCGCCCAACAUCAUCAACCUCUACCAUCAGACCGCACCGCUACCCACUGUAUUCGCGGGCCGCGUGGCGUCCACAGCGAGCCUCAUGUCGGUGUCGGGCGGGCUGCCGGGCGCGGGCGCGGGCGGCGCCGGCCAGGGCUCCUCCAUCCCCGAGACACUGUUCACCACCUGGACCGGAGCCCCGCUGCCCAGCAGGCACCGGGGGCUCAUGCCCGCGCUCUACAUGCUCGGCGGACCGGACAUACUGCUAUAUCUCUUCGCUAGGGUAGUGGAGCUAGAAGGCACGGCGCGGGAGCAGGCGCAGGCGCUGAGCAUCUUGCUGCGCGCGUGUCGCGUGGACACCCGCCUGCACGCCGCGCUGCCCGCCACGCACAUGCACCGCAUGCUGCGCGCCGUGCUCGCCGCGCCCGCCUGCACCGUCACGCCGCAUCUACUCAAGGUGAUCCUGGACGAGGCAUGCAGUAGUCCAGUACUGACGAUAUGCGGCGACAGCGUGCAGCUGGCGGCGCGGACGGACGCCGUGCUGCUGCAGCCCGACCUGCUCGUGUUGUUGGCUGACUCCUGGAGGCACUUCGAGACUGAACAGGAGUGGUGCUGGGAGGUGGAGGUCCCCCCCGGGGGUGGGGGCGCCGGCACCCGCGAGCCCCAGCGCGGGUCGGGGCUGGCGCUGGUGCUGGCGGCGGUGCGCGCGCUGCUGCGCACGCGCCACCCGCGCCGCGCCUUCAACCACUACCAGAUGACCAGGACCAGUCUACUCGACCAUUUGCUCAGGGCCUGCAAGGAGCGGUUCCUGAACUCGGACUGCGGCCCCCUGGACCCGGUGGCCAGCGCGGCGCUGGUGGACGUGGUGCGCGGCCUCAUCGGCGCCCCGCCGCUGCUGCACCGGCUCGCGCUGCUCUGCGACUUCCUACUGCUCAUGCACCAGGCAAGCGAUACAUUUGUAACGCACUCUCGAGCCAACUUCUACUUCCUACUAACGUCGGAGACACAGGAUAUGAGUGAGUUCUCCACCAGUUCCUCCAAGAAACGGUCCUCCAAACGAGGGAAGAAGAGGACCGAAGAAAGACCAAGCGUCUCCAGCAACUCCACAGAAGAAGUGCUGAAUGAUAAUAGUCUUAAUUCCCUGAAGGAAAAGGCUCAAAAUCGCGAGCUCGAUGACCGGAUAGACAGCAGCUGUGGUAGUACGGAAUCGACGAAACAGAUGAAGUCUAAGAUUAACUCACAGAUCAAGGAAGGCAGGAAACAUAACGCGUCGUCCACGUCUGAGAAUUCUGAUACUCCAGUCGAGGGCACAAUUGGGGAGCAGGGGCCCGGGGACAAAGAGCCCGGGCAGCAGGGGCCCGGGGACAAAGAGCCCGGGGCCCCUGUGGCGGAGGAUAAGGCUGCGGUGACGCAGGAAGACCUCACCGAGUACAUUGUUGUAGACGUGGACGACGUCAACCACACCACCGUCGAGAUGUACACCAGCGGGAUCUACCACCAGCGGCGCGUGCGUGCGGGCGCGGCGUCGGGGUGGUCUGCGUGCGAGGGCCUGCUGCUGCUGCUGCGGCACGCGCUGGCGCUACUGCCCGACCACGCGCACCACCAGGCGGUGUGCAGCGCGGUGUGCGCGGAGACGCUGGUGGUGCUGAGCAACCAGCGCGAGGCGGGCGCGCGGGCCGCCGCCGUGCGCGCGCUGGCCGCGCUCACGCGCCGCGCCAGCCCCGACCUGGCGCGCCGUCUGCACGCGCACCACUACUACAUACACCUCGCCAACCAGAUCUCCCUGUACGAGGGGUCGUGGGAGCUGGCGGCCGCGUGCGCCGCGCUGCUCACCAAGUGCGACGUGCCGCUCGAGGACCAACUCGAUGACGACAUCUGGGUGGACGUGACGGAGGAGUCCCUGCACCGCUGCCCGCCGCUGCUGGCGCUGCUGCCGUGUUGCCUGGGCGACGUGCCGCUGGCACACAACCUCACGCUGCUGUGUCGCAGGAUCAUCGACAAGGCGUCUCUGAAGAUGCUGAGCGAGGUGUCGCUGGCGGAGGUGGUGGUGCGGGCCGUGCGCGGCGUGGGCCAGCUGCCCGACGCCAACUUCGAGGGCCGCGACCUCCUGCUGGAGGACCUGUACGAGCUGCUCAACAGGAUCGCUGUCAAGGCGCUCUCCAUACAACAUGGUGUACAGUGUCCGCAGGCGGUGAUGGAGCUGCACCAGCUGCUGAGCUACGUGGAGGCGGUGGGCGGCGCGGGCGAGCGGCGCGUGGCGCGCGGGGCGCAGCGCGCGCUGUACUGCGCGCAGCUCGACCUGCUGGAGCAGCGCCUGCAGCACGCCGCCAGCGCCGCCGUCAAGCACAACUACUUCACCACCGUGCUGACGUCGGCGGUGUCGCUGGGCGGCGACGAGCGCGGCGAGCUGGGCGCGCGCCACGUGGCCACCGUGCUGCGCGCGCUCGCCUUCCUGCUCACGCACUGCCCCACGGACCCCGUGGGGGACGACGCGCAACUCUUCCACCGCCUGCUGUCCACGCUGCUGAUGGCGGUGAGCGGUGCGGCCCCGGGGCGGGCGCGGUGGUGGGCGGCGGGCAGCGCGGAGUGGGCGGGCGCGCUGCAGGAGCUGUUCUGGUGGGGCGCCGCCCCCGCCGCCGGCACGCGCGAGCUGCAGCCCGCCUUGCUGCGCGCGCUCUACCACGCGCCGCAACACGUGCUGGCGCUGCUCACGCCGCACGACCCCGCGCAGCUCAGGAAGUUAGCAGUGUACCUGCUGACGAUCCUGAAGCACGUGCACGGGGCGGCGGAGAACGGCGAGCCCAGCGUGGAGCUGGCCAUCACGGACUGGGCGCGCACGUGGGCCGUGGCCACGCAGGCCGGCCUCAGCGACCGCGUGCCCAGCCACGCGCUGGCGCCCGAGGCCGCCGCCCUGCUGCAGCAAGACAUCGCGCGCUGGGCCGCCGCCGCCGCCAGGGCCAGGCCUCACAUUGCCAAAGUGGUAUGGAGCAAGGACGGGCUGGCCAGCAAGGUGACGGAGAGUGCGAUGUCUGUGACGCGCGGCGUGGUGGACGUGCAGAACGCGCAGCGCAAGGCCUUCAUGGAGCACCUGCGGCGCGCGCAGGCCGGCCAGGCCGCCGCGCACCACGCCUGGCAGACGCUCAUCGACACCUACACGCACGAGCAAGCGGUGUGGCACGACCCGCGCACGUACCCGGCGUCGUGGCAGCUGGACGACGCGGAGGGCCCGGGGCGCGUGCGCGUGCGGCUGCGGCGCGCGCCGCUGCUGGUGGCCGAGCGCUUCCUGCAGCCGGCGCAGCGCCACAAGGCGGGCCCGCGGGCGGCGCCGCUGGCGCGCGUGCUGGCGCCGUGGCUGGCGCGGCGCGGCGGGCUGGUGGCGCGCCUGCAGCUGCACGAGACCGUGGCCUACAUGGCGCGCGCCACGGCCGUCAGCGUGGCCGCCGAGCUGGACGGCGAGCUGCUGCUCACGGACAAGUGCAUCCACUUCGUGCCGGACGACGCGCCGCCGCUGCCCAGCCGCCGCGAGCGCCUCUACAUCCCCGAGCUGCAGGCGGCGCCGCAGGCCCACAGCUGGGCGCUGGACAGCGUGGCGCAGGUGGCCACGCGGCGCUGGUGCCUGCAGGAGCGCGCCGUGGAGCUGUUCCUCACCUCGGGCCACGCGCACCUGCUGGCCUUCGCCGACACCGCCGAGCGCGCCGCCUUCCUCAAGGCGCUGGCAGCCACGCACCACCCACCCGAUAGAAUCGAGCCCGACACGUUGACAGACGCGAUGACCCAGUGGCGUAACGGGAACAUCACCAACUGGGAGUACCUGAUGCGGCUGAACGGGCUGGGCGGGCGCUCGUACAACGACCUGAUGCAGUAUCCCGUGCUGCCCUUCGUGCUGGCGGACUACACCUCGCGCAUCCUGGACCUGGACGACCCCGCCUCCUUCCGGGACCUCAGCAAGCCCAUGGCCGUGCAGAACAAGAACAGGGAGCAGCAUUACAUCAACAUCUACAACGACCUGAAGGCGGCCCGGCGCGAGGGCUGCAGCCCGCUGGUGGCCCGCGCGCCGCACCACUACGCCUCGCUGUACUCCAACUCCGGCGGCGUGCUGCACUACCUCGUGCGCGUGCCGCCCUUCACCGAGCUCUUCCUCAACUACCAAGACAACAACUUCGACAUGCCGGACCGCACGUUCCACUCGCUGGCCACGACGUGGCGGCUCAUCACCAACGACUCGCCCACCGACGUCAAGGAGCUCAUUCCGGAGCUCUUCUAUCUGCCCGAACUGUUCCACAAUAAUGAAGGCCUGAACCUGGGCAAGCGUCAGUGCGGGGCGAGCGUGGACGACGUGGAGCUGCCCCCGUGGGCGGCGGACGCGCGCCUGUUCACGCUCAUACACCGGCAGGCGCUGGAGUCCGCCUACGUCACCGAGCACCUGCCGCACUGGAUCGACCUGGUCUUCGGGUACAAGCAGACCGGCCAGGCCGCGCUCGACGCCAUCAACGUCUUCCCCGCCUGCACGUACUACGGGUUCGACCCCAUGGCGCUGGAGGAGGAGGUGGACCGCACGGCGGCGGCCGCCAUGGUGCGCACGUACGGGCAGGCGCCGCGGCAGCUGCUGCGCGCGCCGCACCCGCACGCCGCGCGCGACGUCGCCAGCGCCGGCGCCGCGCCCGCCGCGCCGCCCGUGUGGGCCGGCGUGCGCGCCGCGCGCUGGGGCCGCUGGGCGGGCUCCCCGGCGCUGCCGCCGCCCGUGCCGGCCGCGCGCCGCUCGCUGCCGGCCGCCGCCGCCCUGCACGCGCUACCGCACGCGCGCUCCGUCGCCGUCGCCACAAGGGCCACCGCACUCGUGGCGCUACACGCCGAAGUGGGCGGCACGGGCCACACGAGUGGCCAGGGUGCGCCCCUGGCACUAGUGUCGUGGGGCCACUCCGACAACAUCGUCCGCCUCAAGCGGCGCCGCGACCUGCGCCCCGACCUACUGCUGCAACUGUGUGCACUCGACCAGAUAACGAAGGUGGUGUCGUGUGUGUCGGCGGGGUGUCCGUACCCGCUAGUGCUGGGCCACGCGUCGGGGCGCGUGGUGUGCGUGCGCGUGCGCGAGGCGGGCGGCGCGGUGCGCGCGCAGUGUCGGCCGCUGCACGCGCACCGCGCGCCCGUGCACGCGCUGCACGCCGCGCCGCGCGCCGGCCUGCUCGUGUCCGCCAGCCUCGACGGGCACAUCGUGCUCUGGGACCUGCACAAACUGACGUACAUCCGCACGCUGCCCAACCGCGACAUGUUGUCGGUGACGCACGUGACCAUCAGCGAGACGCUGUGCGACAUCGCGUCGGUGCACGACAUCACGGCCAGCAACGCGGGCGCCAGCACGGGGCCCGCGGGACCCGACCUGGACGGGAACAACGACGCCGAGGCCUACGAGAAGGACGCCUACAAGUACAAGUCGCUCAUCAGAGUACACACCGUCAACGCGCGGUUUGUAGGCAGCGUGAAGGUGGUGGAGGAGGUCACGUGCAUCUGCUACUCGGGCGCGGCGGAGGGCGUCAGCGUCAACGGCAUCGCGGCCGGCCUGCACUCCGGGGGGCUGCGCCUCUACAGCUCCUGGGACCUGCGGCCGUUACUCUACCUGCCGCCGCCAGACACACGCGCGCCGCUGCUCAGCCUGACGUACAGCAGCGACUCGAGCCUGCUGUUCGGUUGCUACGGGUCGGGCGUGGUGCUGGCCUGGGACAGCUGCGGCUCGCAGCGCCCCGCGCCCGUACGGAUCGUACCUGCGCAGGCACUGUUCUGACACUACACUACUAUACUACGUCUCAUAGGACACCUCCUCGUACCGACUACAGACGAACAAACUGCAUUUGGUACCAGUUACCGACUAAAAGACUGCUGCAAUAAUCUCCCAGUAGAUUAUACGUAUAGUACAUUGUCGUAUUAGUUACAUGUAUACGUUGCAUGCUGUGAACUGCAAGUGACGGUCGAAACAUUAGCUGCAAGGUAAACUGGACUUAUGAACAAGUCAUCAUAAAGACAUGACACUUGAUAUACCUAAUCGUCUUCUUACCUUUAUACCAAAAUACAUGAAGUAUGCGCAAUAUGUCAAACGUCAUCCUAUUAAGAAGACCCUUAUCAUUCAUAUUGUUAAUCUUACCUUUUUACCCUUCACACCUAAGUCCAGUACUCCCGUUGUCGCAUGAUAAUGUGGCACAUGAAUUUACGGCAAGCAUUGGCUAAGUCAUAUCGAUUGUAAAUAAAUAUAUCAUAGUAAUCAAGGUCUUCCCUUUAUGUAAGGUCUGUAGAAUAAGUUGUACGGCGUUAGGUAAUGCAAUAGUUUUGUAAUGUUUGUGCCAAAUAUACAUGCUACAUGAGCAAUAUUUUAAAAUGUAAACAAUGAAGUAUUUCGCAGAGCGAUAUAUUUACGUGUGUAUUUUAUAAUUACGACCCUUGUAUGUUUUGUAUAUUUUUCGGUUUUUUAAAUAGUGUAAUUCGGUUUUUUAAGAUUUGUAAAUAGUGUUCAGUCGAGGUGUAAAUGAGAGCAGGUAAUAUUUUUGUUACAAUUCCAUGGAAAUAUACAACAAACUUGAAUAAUCGAUGGCUUCCAUUGUAGACUGUUUGUUUGUUUGAAACUAAAACAAAUGAUGUGUUCAGAGAGGCAACAUAAUGGUAUUAUGCAAAGCAGUGAUUCCAUAUUUAAAACAUGUUGUAUGUUGUGCAUGCUCUAUCUAUAAGACUGUUAUAUAGUUGCAAACGUAUGCUAGUAUGAGCAGUAACACAUAUCUUAGUUAUAGUAAGUGUAAAUAUAUGUUUAUACCAACAUUCCUACAGCUGCUAUUGUCAUUUGCUAAGUGUUUAGUACAAUAUGUUUAGGUUUUGUUACGAAUAUAAUGCAACAUUGUUAUAACUUUGGUUAUUCUACAUCAAUUUGUUAUUUAUGUAAUGUUCAAAGAUUCGUGAGGCUAUAAAGGUCGAAGCCCUUUCAGUAUUUAUAAUAGGUGAUGUGAUUGCUCACAAUAUUUAUUGCAUGUUACUAUAUUCAUAAUGUAAUACCUAGGCAAAGCUACGAAACAUUGCCGUCCUAUAUGUAUAACAGUUACACCAAUUGGCAAUAAACACCAAAAGUGAAUAAUUUUCUUGCCUUAUUUAUAAUAUUGUAAUAUAUUGCGUUGUAAGUUAUUAAUAAUGUCUGUUGAGUUUUAUAAAUCAAUAAAGCAUUUUUUUUUAAA
Messenger RNA from Spodoptera frugiperda (fall armyworm), 12497 nucleotides. RefSeq names its product lysosomal-trafficking regulator (gene mv). NCBI's taxonomy places the organism in Eukaryota, Metazoa, Arthropoda, Insecta, Lepidoptera, Noctuidae. Gene Ontology annotation, biological process: intracellular protein localization. Gene Ontology annotation, cellular component: membrane; cytosol. Gene Ontology annotation, molecular function: protein kinase binding. The transcript is spliced from 51 exons. Bases 395 to 11068 code for a protein of 3557 amino acids. The record is from RefSeq and is a predicted model, not a curated record.